GGUAGUAGUGGUACCGGGCUACCCGCGUGUCACCGUUGCAAUUCUACGCUGUGCCUCGUUUUUUCUUUGCUCUUUGUUUUCGUCUUCGUCUUCGUAUUCUUCUAUUUUUUUUACAUAAAGAAACACAAAGAGAGAAAUUUAGACUAGACAGCGAUGGGAAACUCGUUUUGUACGUGCGUGAACCAGGCGAACAUAGGCGUGGUGGAGAGAUGGGGUCGCUUCGAGAGGUUGGCCGAGCCAGGUCUCCACUUCUUUAACCCAUUCGCCGGAGAAUGCCUCGCCGGCGUUCUGUCUACAAGGAUCUGCUCCCUUGAUGUCCGCGUCGAAACCAAAACCAAGGAUAACGUGUUUGUGCAAUUAGUAUGCUCAAUUCAAUACCGGGUCGUCAAACAAAAUGCCGAUGAUGCUUAUUACGAGUUGCAGAACCCCAAAGAACAGAUUCAGUCUUACGUAUUCGAUGUGGUUCGAGCUAUUGUCCCUAGGAUGAACCUGGAUGAGCUAUUUGAACAAAAGGGUGAGGUUGCUAAAUCUGUGCUGGAAGAACUUGAGAAGAUUAUGGUGGCAUAUGGAUAUAACAUAGAGCACAUACUAAUGGUUGACAUUAUACCCGAUCCUCAUGUGCGCAAGGCAAUGAACGAGAUUAAUGCAGCUCAAAGGCUCCAACUUGCAAGUGUAUACAAGGGAGAAGCAGAGAAGGUGCUCCAAAUCAAACGAGCAGAAGGUGAAGCUGAAUCCAAGUACUUAGGAGGUGUCGGUGUUGCAAGGCAGAGGCAGGCGAUCACAGAUGGCUUGAGAGAGAACAUCGUGAACUUCUCUCACAAGGUUGAAGGUACCUCAGCUAAGGAGGUUAUGGAUCUUAUCAUGAUCACACAGUACUUUGACACCAUUAAAGACCUUGGCAAUUCGUCAAAUAACACGACUGUGUUUAUACCCCAUGGUCCUGGUCAUAUUAGGGACAUUGGUGACCAGAUACGCAAUGGACUUAUGGAGGCAAACAGCGCCAAUGUUAACUAGUUUUUUCCCAUUUCUCAGUCAUGUAUAGAAUCUCAUAAAGAAUUUUGACUGUCUACUUUGUUGGUUGAAAUUCAACAGAAGGAUGUAAAUGUUAUCCGAAAUAGUACGUUGAUACAUCCGAAGGUACUUUGGAACGAGUAUAUUGUUUUUUUUAAAAAAAUAUUUGCAAAUUAUAGCCUUAAGUAUGUAAUAUUUAGCAUGGUUUUUAAUGUGGCAUGAACAGUUGUAUGCUUUCCUUGUAUCACAGGCCAAGUGGGCAGGUAAAGAACUGUCUCUGGUGAAACA
Messenger RNA from Humulus lupulus (European hop), 1299 nucleotides. RefSeq names its product hypersensitive-induced response protein 4-like. The record is from RefSeq and is a predicted model, not a curated record. The transcript is spliced from 5 exons. Bases 154 to 1014 code for a protein of 286 amino acids. Lineage: Eukaryota; Viridiplantae; Streptophyta; Magnoliopsida; Rosales; Cannabaceae.